AUGUAUGGCUGGCUGUGGGCGUUCGCUCACUGCAUCUUGGGACGCUCGCUGAGAGAACAGGCCAAGGCUAAAGGAGCAAUGACCGAGCGAGAUCCAGACGAGAGAAAGUAUGAAAAGAAGAAGUGGAAGAAGAGGAAGAAGAAGUGGAAGAAGAAGAGGAAGAAGAAGAGGAAGAAGAAGAAGAAGAAGAAGAGGAAGAAGAAGUGGAAGAAGAAGAAGAAGAAGAGGAAGAAGAAGUGGAAGAAGAAGAAGAAGAAGAGGAAGAAGAAGUGGAAGAAGAGGAAGAAGAAGAGGAAGAAGAAGUGGAAGAAGAAGAAGAAGAGGAAGAAGAAGUGGAGGAAGAAGUGGAAGAAGAAGAAGAAGAAGUGGAAGAAGAAGUGGAAGAAGAAGAAGAAGAAGAGGAAGAAGAAAUGGAAGAAGAAGAAGAAGAAGAGGAAGAAGAAGUGGAAGAAGAGGAAGAAGAAGAGGAAGAAGAAGUGGAAGAAGAAGAAGAAGAAGAGGAAGAAGAAGUGGAGGAAGAAGUGGAAGAAGAAGAAGAAGAAGAGGAAGAAGAAGUGGAAGAAGAAGAAGAAGAAGAGGAAGAAGAAGAGGAAGAAGAAGUGGAGGAAGAAGUGGAAGAAGAAGAAGAAGUGGAAGAAGAAGUGGAAGAAGAAGUGGAAGAAGAAGAAGAAGAAGGGGAAGAAGAAGUGGAAGAAGAAGAAGAAGAAGAGGAAGAAGAAGUGGAAGAAGAGGAAGAAGAAGAGGAAGAAGAAGUGGAAGAAGAAGAAGAAGAAGAGGAAGAAGAAGUGGAGGAAGAAGUGGAAGAAGAAGUGGAAGAAGAAGUGGAAGAAGAAGAAGAGAGAGGGACAGAUACCAGAGAAAGAGAGAGAGAAAGAAAAAGAGGGACAAAAACCAGAGAGAGAGGGACAGAAGAAGAAGAACUUAGAGACCACUUUCACACUCGGUCUUAGUCUAAAUGUUUCUAACUGUUUUAUUGUUGUCUUGCUUGUGUAG
This is a messenger RNA of Knipowitschia caucasica, 993 nucleotides long. The record is from the annotation of a GenBank genome assembly. NCBI's taxonomy places the organism in Eukaryota, Metazoa, Chordata, Actinopteri, Gobiiformes, Gobiidae.